Ilex paraguariensis (yerba mate) is the source of this 2309-nucleotide messenger RNA. The record is from the annotation of a GenBank genome assembly. NCBI's taxonomy places the organism in Eukaryota, Viridiplantae, Streptophyta, Magnoliopsida, Aquifoliales, Aquifoliaceae.
AGAGAACGACGACGUCCUUGCAGAGAUUUGAGAAUACGAAAUCCUGAGCGAUGGAAGAUUCCCACAGAGUAGACGACGAAGCCAACGAAAGAAUCGAAGAAGUACGACAAGAGAUAUGGAGUUGGGGAGCAGGAACAGAGGGACAGCUUGCGACGGGGAAGCUUCAAGAUGAACACCACCCUCAACUCCUCUCUGCUUUCUCUUCCUUUGGAUCCCUCUCUCUCCUCUCUUGCGGCGGGGCUCAUGUCAUUGCCCUCACCCCAAGUGGAAGGGUGCUGACAUGGGGAAGGGGAACAUCGGGUCAACUAGGACAUGGAGAGAUGGUAAACAGCUUACAACCAAAGCCAGUGGAAUCUUUGGAAAGCUUUGUUAUCACUCAUGUUUCAGCUGGAUGGAAUCACUCUGGCUUUGUUUCAGACACUGGAUACCUUUUUACUUGUGGAGAUGGUUCAUUUGGUCAGCUUGGGCAUGGUGACUACAAAUCACUUCACUUUCCUGUACAAGUUUCACACUUCGGUUCUAGGCAUGUUGAACAAGUAGCUUGUGGCAUGCGCCAUUCCCUAGUCUUAUUGGAAGGUCAUUUAGGAGACCACGUAUAUGGAUUUGGAUCUGGAAAGCGUGGUCAACUGGGUACAUCCAAUGAUAAAAUCAGAUCAUCAAGCGUUCCUCAAAUUACUUUGGGAUUGGAAGAUGUCAAAAUUGUUAGCAUUCGGGCAAAUGGAGAUCACAGUGCAGCAUUAUCUGCCAAUGGCCAACUGUACACCUGGGGAAGAGGGUUUAGUGGCUCUUCAGACGUGUACCAUCCCCACGGUGUAACUGCAUCUUUGUCAUUCACCCAGGCUGCACUUGGAUGGAAUCAUGCUUUAACAUUAGCAGAUGACGGGGAAGUGUUUAUGCUUGGUGGCAACCACCAUGGAGUGCUUAGCAAUCCUCAGAAAACACAACUGGUGAAGCCUAUGAUAGAAGAUUCACAUGAAGCGAUUAUUGAGAGAAUUCCUGGUCUUAAUGGUAAAGAAGUUUUGCAGAUUGCAGCAGGAGCAGAGCACUCAGCUCUAGUAACAGAGAAUGGAUCAAUAAUGACCUGGGGUUGGGGGGAACAUGGUCAACUUGGCUUGGGAAAUACAGAGGAUCAAGCAAGCCCUCAGGUGGUGACUCUGGGUCACAAUCAUCCUGUACUAGAUACGUCGAAACUAUAUUGUGGAAGUGGGUUUACAUUUGCUUUAAGGACAUGCUCUUGCCCUUCUCAAAACUUAGUUUAACCACAUUCAGCAUUACGACCUUUGCUUGAUGGGGGAGUUUGACAUCAUAAGUAGCUGCUUUCAUAUCAGGAGAAUGAAAAUUUGUGGCAGGUUAUUCUUAGAUGGAUUUGCUAGGAAGUUCUAUACCUGCAGCUUAUCAAAAGAAGUACAAACUACUCAUUCCUGUGGUGACCAUGGCGAAUUUUAAAUACCAGGUUUUUUGGUUUCUGGAGUGGAGAGUUGAUUAGGAAAAGGUUGAGUUUACACUAAUUAAUCAUGAAACAAAUGCAAUUGAAAAUUAACAGAUUGCAACGUUGUGAUGAUACUUAAGAAUGAAUGGCCAAACAUCUGCGGCACCUGAGUUCUGACCAUUCUAGCUUUCCUUUGCAAGUUGAAGCUAUGGCACAUCUCUCAAGUUUGAAGUGGGCAAAUUGCCAUAAAUGAGAUUAUUCAUGCCAAGUAUCAAUGACAGGAUCAGUUGGUGAUUGGAAAAUAUUGUUCUGUUAGUGAAAAUGGGCUCUCAUCCAGACAUUUUGUUGGGCUUUUGCUUCUCCUUUGGUUGGUUUGGUCGUCAAUGAGAAUAUGGUUGAGGCAAAUUGACAAUUGAUUGUGGUUUUAUCGCGUUGCUCUGCUUGUUUGACAUUUGAAAAGUAUUGUUAAUGAAACCUAUAAGACUACAAAAGGAGGCUGACAGGCCACAGAAGUUUGCGGUUUGGGAUGGAAAGAUACCUGACUCAUGUAGCGGGAUUGGUGCUAGAAGAUCACCAACUCUUGUGUUCGCCUUAAGUCUGAUACCUGUUCUUGUAAUAUUGUUGCUUUCUGUGAGAUAUUCUUGGUUGCUUGUAAUUACUAGGCAUACAUCUGAUUUUGAGGAUUCUUGGAGAUACAAUGUUUAAUUCUCACUCCAGGUUCUCCUUCCCUGCUGGGAGGCCAUGUGUUCUGACCACACUUUGCAUUUGGAACAGAACCUCGUCGAUAUUUUUAUGCCUAUAUAAAAAUAGUCCAUAUGGUUAUGGAAUUGUGCAGGAAAGUGCAAGGGUGGUCCAUAAGUAUUUUUCUCAACAAAAAUGC